AUGUCGAGCAAGUAUGCCUUCGCGAAGGCUCUGAAAGAGGUCCGCUUUCUGUUCUGCCACACUGGAGAGGGUAGUGCUGCGACAAGAACGUUCCUCACGAAGGCAUACCCCACCAUGAAGAAGAACAACCCGUACACGCCCAUCCUGAUGCGCGAGGCCGCUGGCACCUUGCCUAAGGUCUAUGCGAGAUAUGGUCCGUCCUUCAUCAUCAUCAUCUUCUAUUCUUCCGACGACAAGCUGCUGAUCGCUCCGUGGUAG
Messenger RNA from Durotheca rogersii, 258 nucleotides. RefSeq lists its product as uncharacterized. The transcript is spliced from 2 exons. Bases 1 to 258 code for a protein of 85 amino acids. NCBI's taxonomy places the organism in Eukaryota, Fungi, Ascomycota, Sordariomycetes, Xylariales, Xylariaceae. The record is from RefSeq and is a predicted model, not a curated record.